GCAGACUGUGUUUACUGACGCCAUAAAACACUUUAUAAGGACUUUAGACCAGCCAGGUACUGCACUCUGGGCCCGUCUGGUACAUGUGUGAAGAAGUACAAGGGACGAGCGGCUGUGGUCACAAUGGACAGAGUAGUAGCUGUGAUAGUACUACUGCAAAUACUACUACUGCAAAAUGCGCACUGUCAGAACACCGUCACGUGGUGCACGCUGUCGACGCAGGAGCAGAGAAAAUGUAACGCCAUGUCGCAGGCGUUCUCCGCGGUGACCAUCCGCCCCACGCUCAAAUGCAUCAACGGACAAACGACGGACGGCUGCGUGAACAAACUACAGAAAAAUGAGGUGGAUGUCCUGUCCAUGGACGCAUCGGACAUCUACAGACUGGGGAAGCACACCUCUUUCAAGAUGGCCGCCAGUGAGACCAAACAAGAUGACACCGGCGCGGCGUACUACGCGGUGGCAGUGGUCAAGAAAACUAACUCCGGGCUGAACGUGAACUCUCUGAAGGGCCGGACGAGCUGCCACACGGGGAAGGGUCGGACGGCGGGAUGGACCGUGCCUCUGGGGUUCCUCACGGACUCGGGACGAAUGUCGGUCAUGAGCUGCGACUUUGCAAAAGGUUUGUCGGAUUUCUUCAGUGCCAGUUGUGUCCCUGGAGCGAACCAGGGCGACCCUCCGUCCCUGUGUAAGCAGUGCCGUGGGAACGCCGCAGGGCAGUACAAGUGUGACCUGAGCGAACAAGAGCGCUAUUUCAGCUACAGCGGUGCCUUCAGGUGUCUGGUGGAGGACGCAGGAGAAGUGGCUUUUGUUAUACACACCACAGUGUCGGACAACACAGACAACAAAGGUCCAGAUUGGGCCUCGGGGCUGAAGUCCACAGAUUACCACCUGCUGUGUCCGGACGGUCGCAGAGCCGCAGUGACUGAGUGGAGGAGCUGUCACCUGGCCCGCGUCCCCUUCAGAGGCGUGGUGGUGCGGGACGGCCUGAGCCCCACUGUGGUCUUCAACAUGCUCCGCGAGGGGAUAGCGAAAUCUAGUUUCAACCUGUUCUCCUCGGCGGACUUCGGAGGUGGGACCGUGCUGUUUUCUGACGAGACCACAGACCUCCUCCCCGCUGAGGCCGAGGACCCUGUGGCCUGGAUGGGACGCUCGUACUACAACGCCAUGAAGGCAAUGGACUGCACCAGCGAAGACCAGCUGAGGUGGUGUGUGUUGUCCGGGGCGGAGCAGCAGAAGUGCGCCGACAUGGGAGUGGCUUUCAACGGGAAAGCACUGACUCCUCGUCUCACCUGUUUGCACGGAGACUCGCUCGAGAACUGCCUCCAGAGGAUCAAGAAUAAAGAGGCAGAUGCCAUCACACUGGACGGGGGGCACAUUUAUACAGCAGGAAAAGACUAUGGCCUGGUGCCCGCGGCUGGAGAAACCUACUCAGAUGACAGCGACGGAUCCAACUACUACGCCGUUGCCGUGGUGAAGAAGAGCAGCACCGACAUCCGUAACCUUGACGACCUGCGUGGCCGCCGCUCCUGUCACACGGGAUACGAGCGCACGGCCGGCUGGAACAUCCCGGUGGCUGCUCUGAUAGAGAGAGGCCUCAUCUCCCCUCAGCAGUGCCAUAUACCCCAAGCGGUGAGUGGCUUCUUUUCUCAGAGCUGUGUCCCCGGGGCCAAUCAGCCGGGCCUCCCCAGCGGCCUGUGCUCUCUGUGUGUGGGAGACCAGAGCGGCCAGAACAAGUGCGAGAAGGGGAAGGACCUGUACGACGGAUAUGGCGGAGCGUUCAGGUGUCUCGCAAAGGGAGACGGAGAUGUGGCUUUUGUCAAACACACAACAGUUUUCCAGUACACAGAUGGUAGCUCGGGUGAGUCCUGGGCCACAGACUUGCGCUCCUCAGACUUCCAGCUGCUCUGUGCUAACGGCGCCAAAGCGGACGUAUCGCAGUUUAAAUACUGUCACCUGGCCCGAGUCCCGUCCCACGCCAUCAUGGUCCGACCUGACACCAACGUGCACAGUGUUUACGGGCUGUUCGACUACGCACAGAAAUACUUUGGCAGCGAUACGGGCCCCGAUUUUAAGAUGUUCGACUCGAAAUCCUACAACUCCUCAGACCUGAUGUUCAAAGACUCCACGGUGCGUUUAGUGGGAGUGGGAGAAAGGAAAACGUACGAGGAAUGGCUGGGACAGGGAUAUAUGGACUCGCUGACAGACCUGCAGUGCAACUCCUCUAGUGCAGCCGUGUCGUCCGUGUGGCUGCUACUGCUGGCUCUGCUCAUCACUGGAUUCUACAACAACAUCUAAGCUUCUGAAUUCCUCCUCAAAUCUUCAGCAUCGUCAGAACGCGGGAAAAAGUCGAUAAUUCACAAAGUUAUUCUGGUUGACAUUGCAGUGUUUCCCAUUAAUAGAGAAAACGAUGAUCCCACCUCCCAUAGUCUAGAAGAAAAUGAGCAAAAAUUACUUUAAAAUUACAACUUUUUGCUUGUUGUGUUGAAAAAUCUAUAAAUGUAACUUUAAUUUAUCUUUAACCUGUCCAUUUUUUUAAAUUAGUAGAAGCAAAACAUGACACAUUUAGCCCCCAAAGUGUAUUUAAUGGAGCCGGCCCACUUCAAAAUCCACUCUGGUUCCUGAAGUAAAAUUUUUCCCAUAAACUUUUCCAAAAAAAAAAGUUUAAAGAUGUCGACGAGGACUCAUUUCCAUAACGUUUUGGUUGUUUUAAGCCCAGAAAGAGUCACCAUAAUCUCGAUCUGUGGGAAACACUGCAUUACAAAUAGUUCCUGGUCAGUUUUGGUGAAUCUGAAGAGGACGCUUGUGGAGUUUUUUUUUUUUGGUUACAGACAGUGGGCAGCCAUAUCAGUGCGUAUGCUCCCACUUGUUACAUCGUCCACACAUCCACUUCAUCUAAAACUGACUUUAUAACUGAAGCUAACUCCAUCUUUACAACGCCGCCAUUCAAAAUCUAUAUGUCUAUGUAACACUAGAUUGUACGUCAAAGGAUAUGCAGUGGCAGAGUGGUUAACCCUCCUCCAAAGUUCCCGCUUUAGACCCCAUCCCUAUGUUUCCUUUUGAUACUUUGCAGCUGAUGUCGUCAACAUUCCCCGGGGGACGUCACGCUAACUAGAAGAACUGCUCGGUCUGAAGCUCUGUUUGUCAAACGUUAAUCCGCGCUUUGUUUUAACACAUUCUGACCAAAAAGAACUGACUUAGCUGGAAUUACAACAGGUGAGCUGAUUUUGUGCUGUUAAAGAAGUCCCUCUCAAAUAACGUAACAGUCGCGAGCUAGCUAGCGUUACCUAAAACGUUUUUUCCAGUUAGUCACUCUCAUCUUUGAAAAUGAAACAUGUGAACACUACGCUGAAAAUGCUUUGUUUCUUGAGCGUACAGACGAUCCACAAACUUAUGCGGCACUGCUUGUGAAUGUGUACGUUGUGUCGCCAUAGUAACUGCUGAACAUUCCACCAUAGGCAUACAUGUAGAACACCCCAGCACGGUAUCACCGCAAAGUAUCAAAAGUGCAGUCCUAGUAAUCUCGUCUAACUUUUAGCCUAUUUUUUUUCCACAUUUGCCUGAACGCUUUAAAGUCCAACCAGUAUUUCAUUGUUAGAAAGUUUAAGCCCAAGUAUUAGAGAUUGUAUAUUUAAUAGGGCUGCAAGAUUAAUCGCAAUCAAAUAGAAAAUGCAAUUUAAAUGGACACUAUUAGCAAAUCGCAAAGGCUGCAACAACAAACAACAAAACCUCCUCUUAUUUUGCCUAAAGAACUGCUCCUGUAUAUCUGUAUUAACAUGUUCGUCAGUUCAUAUUUCAGUCUUUUUGUCAAUUCUUCUAGACGUGUUUAAAACAUAAAUCUUAAUUGUAAUCAUAACUGCAAUGCUUGUCAGAGAAACUGCAAUUAGAUAUUUUUGCCAAAUAGUUCAGCCCUAAUAUCUAAAGUACAAAACAAAACUCUAAUACAACAGUAAAUACAGUGUGGUGCUGGCUGGCCGACUACAUUGGAUAUUGCUGCUGUUUAGAGACUAUUUAGACCAAAUUAUUCAAAAGUGAAAUCUACACACUUUCCAACCCGUUAUUCAGUUGAGAUUUGAGGAGAAUUCUCAUCACUUCUUUAAAUAUCUCUGUAAUCCCUCAGUCGUUCAGAACGUUUUAGAAGUGAAGACGUUUCUCAGUUCUGGUCAGAUUACUGGUUUGGACGAGCAGCGAAACGUCUUCACUUCAACAACGCUUUGUCCAGUUGACAGAUUUUACAUUUUUCUUUUGCUACUUCUUUAAAUAAUCAAUAACACGGGAAUGCUUUUUUCUUAGGACAAUCUGAAUUGUAAGAAUAGAAGUACGACAGUGAUUUGACUUGAUUCCAUGUGUUUUUCAGUGUUAAGAGAUACUAUAUUUUUAUAUGAAGUUCAGCUGCCAUAUCAGUGUAUAUGUACUGACUCAUUCUGUCAGAGAUGAAUGCCUUCUCUGUUUCUUUUGAGAAAUGAUUGUGAUCUGACUAAUAUUUAGUUGCCAGGCCAGUGCGUCUGCAAAAGUAUUAUGGAAACUACUGUGAGCUCUUUGAAAUAAAUGUACUGCAACUCA
Molecule: messenger RNA, 4560 nt
Organism: Periophthalmus magnuspinnatus
Lineage: Eukaryota; Metazoa; Chordata; Actinopteri; Gobiiformes; Gobiidae
Gene: meltf
Product: melanotransferrin
Exons: 16
Coding region: 124-2295 (723 amino acids)
Biological process (GO): iron ion transport
Cellular component (GO): recycling endosome; extracellular region; early endosome
Source: RefSeq, a predicted model, not a curated record